UUAAUUGCCAAAUUUCUUUCGCAGAUAAGUUUUGUUUUUUCUUUUUCACGAGGUUUUUGUUAUGAAGUAUUUUUUGGAAUAUCUAGUAAAAGGAAUCUUGAUAAAAUAUUUUUGCAUUGUAAUGUACAUUUCACAUAAAUAAUGGAAACGGCUUGCAGGAACAGAAGUUUCAACUUUAUCCACUCUGUAAUCUUUAUAGUUUAAUGUGAAAGGAAAAGCACCUGUUUAAGAUUAAUCGGAAGAUUUCAUAGCAUAAGAGUUUUUUAUGGUCUGAUUCCUGAAUAAUCAUGGCACAAUUAUUAGGUAUCGUCGACUACAUUGUGAUAGCCAUUACGCUAGCUCUAUCGACAUUGAUUGGCUUAUAUUUUCGUUUUUCGGGUGGUCGUCAGAAAACAACCAAUGAGUUCCUAAUGGGUAAUCAAAAUGUGCACAUUCUACCUGUCGCUGUCUCUAUCAUAGCUACGAGCUUGUCGUCUGUUUCUGUAUUGGGUGUACCAGCAGAAAUGUACCUGCAUGGCACGCAGUACGUAAUUACUGGCUUGGGCAUACCACUAGGAGGACUAUUGGCCGCCUAUGGAUUCUUACCUGUUUUCUAUGAAAUGCAAGUGUCCACAGCAUAUCAGUACUUGGAAAAAAGAUUUGGGAAAACAAUUCGAACUUUUGUAGCAACCCUCUACACUUUUCUAACGGUAUUAGAUAUGGGUGUUGUGUUAUACGCUCCUGCAUUAGCACUUAACGCUGUGACCGGUCUAUCAACCUGGGCAUCUAUUUUAUCAAUUGCCGCAGUGUGCAUGGUUUACAGUUCCCAAGGAGGACUCAAAGCAGUUGUAUGGACAGUUGUAUUUCAGUCUGCUCUUAUGUAUUUGGCCAUGGUUGCUCUUAUUGUGAAGAUAUCUAUGAUGCUAGGCUUCAAUGAAGUUUUUGACAUAGCCAGAAGAGGAGGUAGAUUCAUUUUCUUUGAGUUUUCCGGGGACCUGACUGAGCGUUACACAUUUUGGAACUCUUUUGCUUAUGGCUUUACUUUCUGGUUGUUGUUAUACGGAUCAAAUCAAUCAACCAUACAGAGAUUUUUGAGUGUUGGAAGUCUAAGAAAGGCUCAACAAGCAUUGAUUCUGAGCAUUCCAUUCCUGAUGUUUUUUACCGUUUUCACCCUAUGGGACGGAAUCGCUCUCUAUGCCCUAUUUUAUGACUGCGAUCCGAUAGAAGAUGAAAAUGUGAAACUCAGGUCCGCCGACCAACUGAUGCCUUAUGGCAUUCUAUACAUAUUUGGUAACAUACCGGGUCUCACCGGUUUGUGCAUCGCCGGGGUGUUCAGUGCGUCGCUCGGUGCACUAUCAUCAGCCGUGAACGCUUUGGCUAACAUCACAGUAGAGGACUUUAUAAAACCCUUCUGUUGCAGAAAUAUAAGUGAUACUUGGAUGACUUUCAUAGCCAAGUUACUUGCUGUAGGGUACAUAGGUCUCAUUUUGUUAAUGGCGCUGGUAGCUUCCUCCUUCAGAAGCAUCCUUGAAGCUGCCACAAUCAUAUAUUGCAUGAUAACAGCACCGAUUCUAGGAAUAUAUUUAUUGGGAAUGUUCAGUACAACAGCCAAUGAAAAAGGUACAUUGGUAGGUCUCUUGACGGGUGUGACUUUGUAUGCUUGGGCAGGGUUUGGUAACUACAUCACCAAACCUGGAAUUACAACCCUGCCUCGAAAUACUACAGGUUGUUAUACGAAUUCAAGCACAGAAUUUGUUAAUAUUUCAACUGAUGCAACUAUAAUAGAAAGCUCCACUGAUGUACUUCAUCUCACCAAAAACGAAGAAAGUGACAUUUUCAUAGUCUACAAACUGUCUUACAUGUGGCUUCCUCUGUUUUCUGUGGUCAUAACAUUAGUUGUCGGUUACCUAACUAGCUUUCUUUUAAAAUUUUGUAUCCAUGUGCCUGAAGUAAAACCGGAAACUAUUAGCCCUUUCGUUAGAAAAUUGUAUUUUAAAACAUCUGCGGACACAGAGAAAUCCAAAUUAAAAAUUAAAAAGACGGAAACGCAAAAGGAGAAGACUGUAACUGCCUGGUAAAGGAGAAGACUACAAACUGUCAUAGUAUUAACAUCGACUCAAUGAAAGACUGAAAGCAGCUCCUGUAAAUAUAAAGACUGAUUUUUCCACAGUUGCAAAUGAGAAAUAUGUCAAGAAAAACAGAAAUGAGAGGUGUAGUUCUGAAAACUUUGCCUUUUCCAUUUAGGUUUGGAAAUAAGACUGGCCAAAAAUAACAAUUGCAUGGUUUGAGUUUUCUUCGAUACGUAACUCAGCAGAAAAAAUUAUAUUUGUGCGUGUAUCCAAACUUAUCUUUAUAUCGUUUUAAUACAUAAUUUUAUCCUUUGUUUUCUUUUUAAUUUGUACAAGAAAAUGAAAUUCUAAAAUUUCUUUCUGCAAUCUUGGAAUCAACGACAGACUAUUGUUGAAAUGUUCUUCGAAAACGUCUUUCCUUUUUCCGAAAAUUUAUGUUAAAAAAUCUGGAUUUUAUAAGAGUCCUUUGUAUAAAAAAAGGCUUUGCCAAUUCUAUUGAUAACUAACUCACUUAUGAAUUUGCAUCUUAGAUAAUUUAUUAUGGAUUCCCUUUUAUUCUAAUAAAAUAUCUUACAUUGAAAAGGAAUGGUAUGAAAAUACUUCAUACAUUUAAAAAUAGAAUAAAAAAGAAGUUGCAUAACAUGUGUAAAAUUGUGGAGCAAUUUAUUUAUUUAGAUAUUAAUAAUAUUUAUUUAGAGGGAAAUGUAUUCAGU
Molecule: messenger RNA, 2761 nt
Organism: Argiope bruennichi
Lineage: Eukaryota; Metazoa; Arthropoda; Arachnida; Araneae; Araneidae
Product: putative sodium-dependent multivitamin transporter
Exons: 14
Coding region: 288-2057 (589 amino acids)
Biological process (GO): sodium ion transport; transmembrane transport
Cellular component (GO): membrane
Molecular function (GO): symporter activity
Source: RefSeq, a predicted model, not a curated record